AUGGCAACUCCGAAGCUCCUUCUAUGGGGGGACGUGGAUGCCGCAUUCCUAGACUUCGAGGAACAGAUCUGGAGAAUGGCCACGUGCCGGUUCCCGUGCCGGUUGGGCAUGCAGCAGGUUUUGGACAUAUUCGCCAGCAUGCCAGAGUUGGAGAUUCCAAUCCCUAUGAUGGGUGAACCCGGAUUCCCCAAAUUGUGGGCGCUCUCUCGGCUAUGGUUUCAAAUCAAGAUUUACCAAACAGUGCCGAAGGAGGGGAUGCAAUCCUUGCACAACGAUAUACUGCGCUCUCUCGUGCGGUCUCCCUGGGAUUGCAAGGAUAGUACCCAUCAUCCCGUUGACCUCCUGAUGGGCGACGAGGAGACAUUCAUGUACGGGAAGGGGGACUUCGACUCGUCCUGGGGCGCUGCCAGUAGGUCGAUCCUGCAGGCCUUUGGGAAGGCGGCCGAGGCACAGGAGGGCCCUCCUGAUGUGCUCCAGGGACUCGAGAUCGGCCAUACUCCUCCGAACGCCCUCGCCGCAGAUACCGUUCAUCGCGAGCUCUCCGAAAAGGCCUGGCUGGAGCUGCACGAGCGGCUCGAAAGCAGGGCGAAGAAGUGCGCCGCAAGGGCGGAGCAGGUCGCGGUGCGCGCGCGGGCGCAGCUGGAACUGACGAAGCUUGACAGGGUGCAGGACGACCUGCAGGAACUCGCGGCCGCGGGCCAUGUCGUGAACAUGCAGCGGCAGCUCAUAGAUGUGAUGGAAGCGCAGCGCCAGCAGCAGCAGCAGCAGCAGCAGCAGCAGCAGCAGCAGUCCAUGCCAGACCAAGGCCAGGCCUUGGCCUCGGAGCGGGAAAUCACGGCCGCUCGGGAUAGGCUGUCCGCCGCCCGACAGCAGGAGCUGGCCGCCCACAAGAAGCGAAUGCUGGCCGCCGCUAGGUGGCCGCAGCCCGACGGCACAGACGCUGCUGCCGCCGCCGCCGCCGCCGCCGCCGAGGUCGGCGAGACGUGCAACUUCGCCAUGGUACAGCGGUGGAUUCGGUCAGACAGGACCAGCCCCCCGCCAACGAUCUACUGCCCCAUCUGCAGGGAGGCCGAAUUCACCCUUGCCCGUCUUAGGCCGGCCGGCUUCGCUCCCCCGGCGGACGUCGGCCCCGAGAGUGGCACAGUGUUGAAAGGCUGCGGGCACAUCCUGGGUAGCAAUUGUUUCCGCGACAUGCAGGAACACAGCGACAGCGAGACAGACGAUGGCUUUCCCUGUCCCAUAUGCCGCGUGAGAUCGAUCCCCGGGGAGUGCACGUCGCUAGAUAUUUCCGUUUUCCAGGAGUUUCUCAAGCUCGCGGUGCAGGAGCGGGAAAUGAUGGAUUGGCCCGUCCACCUUCAACUCUAUCCCAUUAUGACAUGUCACUGCUGUAGCGCAGGUGUCGAGGACCCGGACGCAGACAAGGCCUGGCAAAAAGCCAUCCCGCCCGAGGUGUGGAUCCCGGUCCCCGCGAGCUACAACGACGUUCUCGUCGACGCCAGGGUCAGGAACCACGUGGGUUGGGUCUACUACCAGCGCUACGUCACCGUCCCCAGGUGGUUUGACGGCCAGGGGUACUUUCUCCGCCUCGACGCCGCGACGUACCACGGGCGCGUCUACGUCGACGACGGUUUGACGCCAAAUCAGCGUUUCAGAUGGCGGCAGGGUGCGGGUAACGCUUCUCGACGAACAGGACGUCACGGUUGGCUGCGGGCAGAGAUAGUGGCGGACGGGGACGAGGUUCUAGAUUCGUACGACGUGUCGGUCGAGAUCCGGUCAGUCAAGAUAGCCGGCAACAAGUUUCUCAUCAACGGCGAGCCCUUUCAUUUCACCGGUUUCGGCAAACACGAGGACAGCCCGAUCCGCGGCAAGGGCCACGACCCGUCGUGCAUGGUGCACAACUUCGGGUUCAUGCGGUCCAUGGGCGCCAACUCCGAUCCCCGACCCGACUCCCGGGCAAGGAGGUCUACAUGGCUGGGCGCUGGUUGGAUUCGCUUCUUUGCUUGCGUGCCUUCCAUCACCGUCGCAUUUUACGUGGCCCCACCCCCGCUCGAACCCGGCUGGGCUCUUGGCCGCCGCAAAUCAUGCGGGGAUGCGUUUAUCGCACGUUUCAAUCCGUAG
This is a messenger RNA of Gaeumannomyces tritici R3-111a-1, 2118 nucleotides long. RefSeq lists its product as hypothetical. The transcript is spliced from 4 exons. NCBI's taxonomy places the organism in Eukaryota, Fungi, Ascomycota, Sordariomycetes, Magnaporthales, Magnaporthaceae. The record is from RefSeq and is a predicted model, not a curated record. Gene Ontology annotation, biological process: carbohydrate metabolic process; glucuronoside catabolic process. Bases 1 to 2118 code for a protein of 705 amino acids. Gene Ontology annotation, molecular function: beta-glucuronidase activity; carbohydrate binding.